UGUUUUUCGUUUCCUUACAGAAGGGAGAUUCUCGUCGUGGUUUCCGCAUUGUAUUUAGUGCUUCUUGCGAGUGUUCCUUACCUGUGCUAAUCUCCAUUUUAUAUGGAGAGGUUGAUGUGGAGUGAUACUGCUGAUAGAAAAUGACACCUCAGAGGUGUAGAAAGAACGAGAAACGAAGAAAUGUGCUCACUGUGGAAUUCAAACAAGAAAUUAUUAGAAAGAGAGAAAUGGGGAGAGGAGUGCGUGAUUUAGGUAGAGAAUAUGGCUUGCCGAAAUCAACUAUUGCAAGUAUAAUAGCUAAUAGAAAUAAAAUUAUGGCUGCAAAUGUUAUUAGGGGAUCAUCAUUGGUGUUCGUCAAUGGUACCAGAACUCCCAUUCAUGAAGAAAUGGAGCAGCUCCUAAUGGGAUGGAUUGAUGAAAGCAAGGAGAAAGGUGAUCGAAUCACUAGAGAUAUUAUUUGUGAAAAGGCUAGAAGCAUAUUUGAAGCCCUGAAAUGCUCAGAAAAGGAAGAGGAAUUCAAAGCCAGUAGAGGGUGGUAUGAAAGGUUUAAGAAGAGAAGCAGCAUUGUGAGGCAAGGAGAAAAUGUUCCUAGUGUGGAAGAGGCUCCAGAGGAAUUGAUCAUUGAACUGAACACUGAUGAACUACAAACUCUUCUCCAAGACACCCAUGAAGUUAAGCAAGAGUUUUUCUUGGAACCUGAUGACAGCAGAGCAACAUCCUCAACAGCUUUUGUUGAGUCAAAUCUUCAGAUGUGGGAGGAGUUCAAACCUCAAGAAGUGAAGCAGGAGUUUUCUCCCAUACCUGACCAUAGUACAACAGCAAAUUCCCCUAAUGCCGUCAUUGAGGAGCAUCUGCAAAUGUGGGAGAAGGUUAAAGCAUUUGUGUUGGAGUAUCAUCCUGACAAUGUUGAAGCCAGCAGACUGGUGGAGAUUUUUGGGGAAAAUGUCAUGCACCACUUCAAGGAGCUUCUUGAGAAAAGAGGGCAGCAUAUUACUCCCGAGAGAACCAUUAAUUCUCAAACUUUCCAGGAAGUUGGAGUAGACAUUGAAGUUCAUGCUGAGCAGCUGAACCUUCUUCAAAAUACACUCAAAGCAGGUGCUGAAAAAGAAAGGAAGAAACAGACCACUUUGGACAGGUUUCUUUCUCCACCACACCCCAAGAAAGCUGUGAGAGAGGGUGAAAUGAAUGCAGCACAGCUGAGUCUUCUACCUGCAGUGGGAUCUGCAGAACUUUGUUUGACCUGAUUUGUUCCUUUUACAUGUUUUGUAUUGUUUUCCUGGGCUGGAAAGUGAAGAUAAAUUGCAUCCUGUGAUUAUAUUCUUCUCUUGUACCAAUUAUUUUUAAUCGUAUCUCAAUGGACUAGGAAUGGCCAUCAGUGGGUUCUCAAA
This is a messenger RNA of Notodromas monacha, 1388 nucleotides long. Lineage: Eukaryota; Metazoa; Arthropoda; Ostracoda; Podocopida; Cyprididae. The record is from the annotation of a GenBank genome assembly.